GCCUGCGCAGUGCGGGCGCUGGGUGGGUCGCCGGAGCUGCAGUGCAGGCUGCGGGAAGCGGGAGGUUCGGGGACGGCUGUUGUAUCUGACCUGCUGCCGGGUCGCGGAAGCUUGUGCGCCUGGCACGUCCCUCUUCUUUUCCGUCGGAGAGUUUGGGAUGUGGUAAUGUCAGCCAGCCUGUUCAGAGCCCUGGCCGGAUCUCACUGUAUUUUAUCAAAAAUACGUCAGUGCCAAAGACUUGUCCAUCGAACAUUAAGGCCACGGAAAGAAUUUGAGACUACAACAUGCAGCACCGUGAUGAGAAGUCAGAACUUGGAGUUGUUCUUUCCUGAGACAGCAGCUGGUGGUUUGAGUAAGUCCCCGGUCCUGGAAAUGAGUCCGAAAAUCUCAAAUACAAGCAUACUCUCUCCAUUAAAUGCUGCGCAUUGCCAGGAUGAAACAAUGCACCUUCCAACCAGGAAAUCUUUUGGUACUCACAGGAAAGUGACUCACAGACCAAAUCUCUUAGGUUCUAAGUGGUUUAUAAAAAUAUUAGAGCGACAUUACUCAUCUCCAUCAACGGAAACACUAGUUCCUAAACAAGACCUUCCGCAAAUCAAGAGACCACUAAAAGCAUCGAGGACCAGGCAGCCAUCCAGGACCAACCUUCCAGUUCUGUCUGUGAAUGAGGACCUGAUGCACUGCACAGCAUUCGCGACCGCAGAUGAAUACCAUCUCGGGACUCUCUCUCAAGAUCUGGCCUCCCACGGAUACGUCGAAGUAACCAGUUUGCCUAGAGAUGCAGCAAACAUUUUGGUGAUGGGUGUGGAACACUCUGCUAAAGAAGGUGAUCCUGGAACAAUAUUCUUCUUCAGAGAAGGAGCUGCUGUGUUCUGGAAUGUGAAAGAUAAAACUAUGAAACACGUGAUGCAGGUCUUAGAAAAGCAUGAAAUCCAGCCCUAUGAAAUCGCUCUGGUGCACUGGGAAAACGAAGAGCUUAAUUACGUAAAAACAGAGGGACAGUCGAAACUUCACAGAGGGGAAAUCAGAUUAAAUUCAGAGCUAGAUAUAGAUGACGCCAUUCUAGAGAAAUUUGCUUUCUCGAAUGCUCUUUGUCUUUCAGUGAAACUGGCUAUUUGGGAGGCAUCACUGGAUAAAUUUGUUGAGUCUAUUCAGUCAAUUCCAGAGGCUUUAAAAGCUGGGAAGAAAGUGAAACUAUCUCAUGAAGAAGUGAUGCAGAAAAUGGGUGAACUCUUUGCCCUGAGACACCGUAUAAACUUGAGUUCGGACUUCCUGAUCACUCCCGAUUUCUACUGGGACAGAGAAAACCUGGAACAACUUUAUGAUAAAACUUGUCAGUUCCUUAGCAUUACUCGUAGAGUUAAGGUUAUGAACGAGAAGCUUCAGCACUGCAUGGAACUGACAGAUCUAAUGCGGAAUCACCUGACGGAGAAGAGGGCGCUCCGCCUGGAGUGGAUGAUUGUCAUCCUCAUCACCAUCGAGGUACACGGCCGUGUACAAGGAAAACGGGCACCUGGCUGGCUCUCAGCCAGUGGGGGAGGACACUGUUGGUCUCGGGACUGUGGGUUCAAGCCCCACAUGGGGUGUAACUAGAAAAAAAAAAUUUAAAAAUCUAAAAAGAAAAAAAAAGGAAAAUAAAGAUAAUUUGACAUAGAAGAUGACAGUGGAAAAGAGCGUGGCUUUGUUCUAAUUACUAAGUCUAUCUGGAAGUGAGGCAAGUUUCAAGUGACUGUGGUAAUCCUGCAAAUGCACACAGUGUGAUUUUUGGAGGCGUUGCAUUUUAUGAAGAUAGCAUUUAGAGAAUAUUCUAGCUGCACAUCUGUAACGUACAACCCAGCAGCAAGAACCUUUGCCUCACAUCUGGACAGCUUACCAUGAGGGAAAGACUUCAGGAGCAUUUUUCAAUAAUCACAAUUU
This is a messenger RNA of Neogale vison (American mink), 1917 nucleotides long. RefSeq names its product required for meiotic nuclear division 1 homolog (gene RMND1). The transcript is spliced from 11 exons. NCBI's taxonomy places the organism in Eukaryota, Metazoa, Chordata, Mammalia, Carnivora, Mustelidae. Gene Ontology annotation, biological process: positive regulation of mitochondrial translation. The record is from RefSeq and is a predicted model, not a curated record. Bases 166 to 1593 code for a protein of 475 amino acids.